Messenger RNA from Didymodactylos carnosus, 390 nucleotides. NCBI's taxonomy places the organism in Eukaryota, Metazoa, Rotifera, Eurotatoria, Philodinida, Philodinidae. The record is from the annotation of a GenBank genome assembly.
AUGCUUAGCUUUAAGGUGUUUGGUAUAUUGUAUGAAGAAAUGGCAGCAAUUGUAAACAAAAUUACAACUACAGUGCCUCAAAUUGCCACUGGAGUUGCACGAUUUGCUCAGCCGAAGUUGAGUAGAUUUUGGUAUUUCGCCCGUGUAGAACUACGUCCACCAAUGCCAGGAGAAUUUGGAGCUGUACAACAGGGGUUUCAAAAUCUUAUUAAAUCAGUCGCAACACAAGGCUGGAGAAAUCUAACUGUUAAACAACUAGGAUUGAAUACAUUAGUUGGUAUUGAAGUAAUUUGUUGGUUUUAUAUUGGAGAAUGUAUCGGGAAAGGAAGUAUUGUCGGAUAUAGACCAGGCAGAGCGCCGUUACCAGCACCCUAUAAAUAUUUUAUGUAA